GGCUGCGCGGCGCCUUCGUCGGGCGGGCGGGACCAGCUGGUUACCGCUGAGUGCCCGGAGCGCGGGGCGGGGCGGGGCCUAGGCGGCGAGUGGCUGGGCGAGCGUUGCUUCGCCUGGUCCUGGGCUGGGGGUAGGGGCUAGGGCCGGGUCCCGGCAUGAGCCGAAACCUGGGGUUCGAGUGGGGCGGGGAAUGGGGCACAGUGAGGCUGGGAGCCGGCCCUGAGCUUGUCUUGCGUAGGGGUAGCCAGGCUCGGGGCGCCUGAGCUGGAGGCGGAAGUGUGAAAUAAGGACUGAGUGGGCAAAGAGAACCUGGGCUGAGACAUGGCCGCUUACCAACAAGAAGGGCAGAUGCAGCUUCCCCGAGCUGAUGCCAUUCGUUCACGUCUCAUCGAUACUUUCUCUCUCAUUGAGCAUUUGCAAGGCUUGAGCCAAGCUGUGCCGCGGCACACUAUCAGGGAGUUACUUGAUCCUUCCCGCCAGAAGAAACUUGUACUGGGAGAUCAACACCAGCUAGUGCGUUUCUCUAUAAAGCCUCAACGUAUAGGACAGAUUUCACAUGCCCAGAGGCUGUUGAGCAGGUUUCAUGUGCGCUGCAGUCAGAGGCCACCUCUUUCUUUGUGGGCCGGAUGGGUCCUUGAGUGUCCUCUCUUCAAAAACUUCAUCAUCUUCCUGGUCUUUUUGAAUACGAUCGUAUUGAUGGUUGAAAUAGAAUUGCUGGAAUCCACAAAUACCAAACUAUGGCCAUUGAAGCUGACCUUGGAGGUGGCAGCUUGGUUUAUCUUGCUUAUUUUCAUCCUGGAGAUCCUUCUUAAGUGGCUAUCCAACUUUUCUGUUUUCUGGAAGAGUGCCUGGAAUGUCUUUGACUUUGUUGUUACCAUGUUGUCCCUGCUUCCCGAGGUUGUGGUAUUGGUAGGGGUAACAGGCCAAUCGGUGUGGCUUCAGCUUCUGAGGAUCUGCCGGGUGCUGAGGUCUCUCAAACUCCUUGCACAAUUCCGUCAAAUUCGAAUUAUUAUUUUGGUCCUGGUCAGGGCCCUCAAGAGCAUGACCUUCCUCUUGAUGUUGCUGCUCAUCUUCUUCUACAUUUUUGCUGUGACUGGUGUCUACGUCUUCUCAGAGUACACCCGUUCACCUCGUCAGGACCUGGAGUAUCAUGUGUUCUUCUCGGACCUCCCGAAUUCCCUGGUAACAGUGUUCAUUCUCUUCACCUUGGAUCAUUGGUAUGCACUGCUUCAGGACGUCUGGAAGGUGCCUGAAGUCAGUCGCAUCUUCAGCAGCAUCUAUUUCAUCCUUUGGUUGUUGCUUGGCUCCAUUAUCUUUCGAAGUAUCAUAGUAGCCAUGAUGGUUACUAACUUUCAGAAUAUCAGGAAAGAGCUGCAUGAGGAGAUGGCGCGUCGGGAGGUUCAGCUCAAAGCUGACAUGUUCAAGCGGCAGAUCAUCCAGAGGAGAAAAAACAUGUCGCAUGAAGCACUGACGUCAAGCCAUAGCAAAAUAGAGGACAGAGGAGCUAGUCAACAAAGGGAAAGUUUGGACUUAUCAGAAGUGUCUGAAGUAGAGUCUAAUUAUGGUGCCACUGAAGAGGAUUUAAUAACAUCUGCAUCAAAAACAGAAGAGACCUUGUCAAAAAAGAGAGAGUACCAGUCUUCCUCCUGUGUCUCCUCCACAUCCUCUUCCUAUUCUUCCUCUUCUGAAUCCAGAUUUUCUGAAUCUAUUGGUCGUUUGGACUGGGAGACUCUUGUGCACGAAAAUCUGCCCGGGCUAAUGGAAAUGGAUCAGGAUGACCGUGUUUGGCCCAGAGACUCACUCUUCCGAUAUUUUGAGUUGCUAGAAAAGCUUCAGUAUAACCUAGAGGAACGUAAGAAGUUACAAGAGUUUGCAGUGCAGGCACUGAUGAACUUGGAAGACAAGUAAAGCAAUGGAUGGCUUCAAUAUCCUUGGGCCCAGCAAAAGAUAAUGAAGGGAAUUGUUGGAAAUAGAGAAUUGAAAAUAUAAACAUUCAGAUAGAACAAUGUCUGUUCAUUAAAAUUAAAAAGUAUAAGUGUCUAGGCCAGGCGUGGUGAAACCCUGUCUCUACUAAAAAUACAAAAAAAUUAGCUGGAUGUGGUGGCAGAUGCCUGUAAUCCUAGCUACUCGGGAGCCUGAGGCAGGAGAAUCACUUGAACCUGGGAGGCAGAGGUUGCAGUGAGCCAAGAUUGCACCACUGCACUCCAGCCUGGGCAACAGAGUGAGACUCUGUAUAAGUGUCUUAUAAAUACUCCUGAUAGCUGCUCAGUAGUGUGACUCUGAGAUAAGGGAUAUUGAAAGGCAUAAGGUCAAGUAAAAGAGUUAGUUCAAGCUGAGUGUGGUGAUGUGUGCCUCUAGUCCCAGCUAUGGGCUGAGGUAGGAUUGUUUGAGGCAGGGAGUUCGAGGCUGCAGCAAGCUAGGAUCAUAUCACUGCAUUCCAGCCUGGGCAACAUAGCAAGACCCUAUCUCUAAAAAAGAACAAAACAAGUUAGCUCAGAUGCCAGUGGAGUCUGUGCUCCUUAGCUUUCUACCCUUUCCACAGUUCCUGAAUCUGACUCAUUUCUUGACUUUAUCGUUAUAGCUUCCACCCUUCCUGCAACCUCUACUGCCUGAUUAGAGUCCUAAUUUUACCCUCUCCCUCCCUGAUGCAUAGGUAAAGGCCUCUCUGUGGAGUAAGGAGAUCUUCAGAGCUGUUAGUGUAACUAAUUGAGAAGUAUUGUUUCCAUUGCGUGUUCUACUCAUGUUGCUUCUCUUGUGAACCAUUAACUUUAAUUGGAUAUUAUUUUUACCUG
Pan troglodytes (chimpanzee) is the source of this 2792-nucleotide messenger RNA. RefSeq names its product cation channel sperm associated 2 (gene CATSPER2). NCBI's taxonomy places the organism in Eukaryota, Metazoa, Chordata, Mammalia, Primates, Hominidae. The record is from RefSeq and is a predicted model, not a curated record. The transcript is spliced from 13 exons. The coding region runs from base 322 to 1908 and encodes 528 amino acids. Gene Ontology annotation, molecular function: calcium-activated cation channel activity. Gene Ontology annotation, biological process: transmembrane transport; flagellated sperm motility; sperm capacitation. Gene Ontology annotation, cellular component: membrane; CatSper complex.